UCCUACAUGUCGGUAUGUCGUCAUAUGACGCAUGACGCAUAUUUCGAUUCAAUUGAAAACCGUAUUAAUUCUGCACUAGGCGUAUCCUGCGCGUAGAUUUUAAGUGUAAACCUUCCCAAUUGUUGUACAGACGUACUAAAACAGUUUUCAUCGCUUUUCCUAAAGAGGAAACAGCAAAAAACAUGGCUGUCUACAACCCGCAAGUACCAUCCUUGUACAACAUCCCUGGCGGGUUCUACCCGGGCAAGAUGGUGCGCGUUCAGGGCAGCACGCCUCCCGGUGCGCAGCGGUUCGCGAUCAACCUGCAGUGCGGGAUGAGCACAGACCCUCGUGACGACAUAGCGCUCCACCUCAACUUCCGCUUCGUGGAGAGGUGUGUCGUCCGCAACCACCUGACGGCCCUGUCCUGGGGUGCCGAGGAGACCGCCGGCGGCCUGCCUCUAGUGCCCGGACAACCGUUCGAGGUGCUCGUACUGUGCGAACCCCAUGCUCUCAAAGUGGCGCUGAACGGGCAGCACUUCUGCGAGUUCCCACACAGGAUCCCGUUCCAGCGGAUCUCGCACAUAACCUUCGACGGUGACGUGACCAUCCAGAUGUUCGCCUUCGAGGAGACGCAGACACAGCAGCAGCAGUACAUGCCUCCGCCGCCGGCGUACGGACCACCUCAAGGUUACGGUCCACCGCCCCCGGCAUACGGACCACCGGCCGCAGGUUACGGCCCUCCGCCACCUCAAUAUGGACCACCACCGCCUCCUCAGGCCGCAGCAGCCCCAGCGACCAACACACGUGGCGGCGGGUUGGGCAGGAACCUAAUGUCGAUGGCCGCGGGAGCCCUAGGGGGCGGAGCGCUAGGCGCCCUGGCCGGUCGCCUCGGAGGGGGCGGAGGCGGCGGCGGCGGCGGCGGCGGAGGCGGAGGACAUACUGACCAGUCUGUACCAGGUGGAACUUCAGGUGCGCCUCCGGGUGAGGGAUUCGGACUCGUUCCUGAACUGAUAUCGCAACCAGAACCAGAACCGGAACCAAAUCUAGAUGUAGAACCGGUACCAGAGUUGGAACCGGCACCGGAACCGGAAGCUGAGCCAGAACCAGAACCGAUACCGGAACCAGAACUGGAACCGGAACCGGAGCCUGAGCCAGAACCAGAACCGGAACCUGAGCCAGAACCGGAACUGGAACCGGAACCGGAACCGGAACCGGAACCAGAACUGGAACCGGAACCAGAACCGGAACCGGAACCUGAACCAGAACCGGAACCAGACUUUGGAGGUGAUGACGAUUGGAUGGAGUGAAGAUUGAAAUACCCACCUUCCCAUUUAUUUAUUAUUUAUUAAGUUAAGGAUGCAGAAUUUGCGGUAGAGUUUGCCGCUCUAUGAUUGGCUUGCACAGCCAUGAAAGAAAGUGCAUUUCUUCGAGGCAAUGACGUCAUAAAUCGUCUGAAACAGACGUAUAAGGCCAAUGAUGAUGAAGGAUACGAACUAGGUAUUUUAUUUUGUCAAAUUAUAUUGGGAAGGAAAAAAAAUAUAAUGAGACUUUCCAGGUUACGUUCCCCCAAAAAAUAUAUGUAUAAAAUAAAAAUAAAAUCAUAAUAUGUAUUAAAUAUAUAUAUUUAUAUAAUAUAAUAAUAAUAUAAUCACACCACAUUUAGAUUAAACUAUCUUAAGGGGCCUCUAUGUGUUGGCAUCGGCCCCAC
Messenger RNA from Pectinophora gossypiella (pink bollworm), 1690 nucleotides. RefSeq lists its product as uncharacterized. Gene Ontology annotation, molecular function: carbohydrate binding; galactoside binding. The transcript is spliced from 13 exons. The record is from RefSeq and is a predicted model, not a curated record. The coding region runs from base 183 to 1289 and encodes 368 amino acids. Lineage: Eukaryota; Metazoa; Arthropoda; Insecta; Lepidoptera; Gelechiidae.